AUGGUGCUCCUAGAACGAGUCCGAGAUGAUAUUAGAGAAACAAAGAAACUGCAUGUACACAUAUACAACGCUUUAAAGAAGGCCUUGUAUAAACCAGCAUGCUUCUUCAAGGGACUUUUGUUCCCACUCAUAGCGAGCGGAACCUGCACACUCCGAGAAGCACAGAUUGUAUCCAGUGUGAUAACGCGAGUGUCUAUACCCGUCCUUCACUCCGCCGCUGCACUCCUCCGGUUAUGCGAGAUAUCAGCGGAACAAACCAUAUCCUCUUUCAAUGCAGAGGGCACGGGUGCUACAAACAUGUUCAUCCGUGUAUUCCUAGAUAAGAAAUAUGCACUGCCAUAUAAAGUCAUUGAUGCCUUGGUAUUCCAUUUCCUCCGCUUCCGUGCUACGAAACCCGAUGAGAAUGGCGAUGCAAAUAUGAAUGGGACAGGAUCAUACUCAGCCGCUGCUGCAAGAGACUAUAAGCUUCCCGUCCUAUGGCACCAAUCGCUUCUUGCAUUUGCCCAGCGUUAUCGUAACGAUAUCACGGAGGACCAGCGUGAGGCGCUACUUGAUCUUUUGCUGUCAAACGGGCAUAAAGAUAUUGGCCCAGAGGUACGGAGGGAGCUGCUGGCCGGAAGAGGAAGAGGAGUCGUCGUACCCGAAGCUGUUGAAAACAACGGAGGCGAUGAUACUAUGGAUAUGACGAUAUAG
Molecule: messenger RNA, 693 nt
Organism: Trichophyton rubrum CBS 118892
Lineage: Eukaryota; Fungi; Ascomycota; Eurotiomycetes; Onygenales; Arthrodermataceae
Exons: 1
Coding region: 1-693 (230 amino acids)
Biological process (GO): rRNA processing
Cellular component (GO): preribosome, small subunit precursor; cytoplasm; nucleolus
Molecular function (GO): snoRNA binding
Source: RefSeq, a predicted model, not a curated record